Messenger RNA from Rotaria sordida, 399 nucleotides. The record is from the annotation of a GenBank genome assembly. NCBI's taxonomy places the organism in Eukaryota, Metazoa, Rotifera, Eurotatoria, Philodinida, Philodinidae.
AUGAUUAUCUUAUAUUUCUCAUGUAUUAUUUUAUCUUUUAUUAAUACUGUUUUUUCACAUUCCAAUUAUGAAACUCGUUUAUAUGAUAUAAUUCGUAAAUCAAUAGGGAAAGACGAUGAUCAACUAUUAUUAGAAACUCAAAUUUAUAAUUAUCUAAAUCCAACAAAAAUUCCACCAAUUAAUCAACAAAUAAAUUCAAUGAAAAAUAAAGAAGAAAGUAAUAUGUAUAUACGUGAUACUUGGGAUCCAGAUGACGAUUAUUAUUUUAAAUGGGCUUCGCUAAAUCGUCGACCUAUGGAAUCAUUAGCAGGACGAAGACGAUCAAUAGAAAAAAUCGUACCAGGAUUGAAACAACAGCGAAUUAAUACUGGUAUAUGGCGUAGUGGACUUGUUGGUUAA